AUGAGUAGACGGAGAUUCGAUAACAUACUUUCCAACUUACACAUAAAUGAUAAUGCUAAAAUUCCCGUAAAUAAUAAAGACAAACUCUAUAAAUUGAAACCAAUGAUUGAUUCUUUGAAUGAGACUUUCAAUGCUUUCUCGAAAGGAACCAGACAUAUUACCAUAGAUGAAUCCAUGAUAGCCUUCAAAGAUAGAAGUUCUAUAAAACAGUAUAACCCAAUGAGGCCAAUCAAACGUGGGUAUAAAAUUUGGUGUUGUGAUGACCAAAAAGGUUAUAUUUUACAUUUCGACAUACACCAAGGGAAGGAAGGUAAUGACAAUGAACCUGAAUUGACUGACUGGGGAUUGGGAGAAAAAGUUGUCUUGGAACUUUUGAAGAAUUAUUUGGGGACCAACCGCAUUAUUGUGUUCGACAAAUUUUUCACUUCCGUGCCUCUUUUAGAGAAGUUGAAAGUUGAAAAAACUUAUGCGUGGGGAACGAUUAGAUGUAAUAGAAAAGGAACUCCGAAAAACCUAACCAACGACAAGAAUCUGAAGCGUGGAGAAUUUGACUACCGAUUCAGUACAGCAGAAAUUGGAUUCUUCAGAUGGCGCGACAACAGAGUUGUCAACCUGGCAAGUAAUUUUCAUGGAAAUGAAACAACCGUAGUAAAAAGGAAGCAAAAAGAUGGAACCUCAAUAGAAAUACCAUGUCCCACCAUCGUGGCCGAUUACAACAAAUAUAUGGGCGGAGUUGACAAAGCUCAUAGACGUUGCAUUUGUAACUGCAUAUGUGUCAUUUUGUAG
Molecule: messenger RNA, 786 nt
Organism: Leptinotarsa decemlineata (Colorado potato beetle)
Lineage: Eukaryota; Metazoa; Arthropoda; Insecta; Coleoptera; Chrysomelidae
Product: piggyBac transposable element-derived protein 3-like
Source: RefSeq, a predicted model, not a curated record